Molecule: messenger RNA, 2631 nt
Organism: Lates calcarifer (barramundi perch)
Lineage: Eukaryota; Metazoa; Chordata; Actinopteri; Centropomidae
Gene: spata7
Product: spermatogenesis associated 7
Exons: 12
Coding region: 184-1977 (597 amino acids)
Biological process (GO): protein localization to photoreceptor outer segment; protein localization to photoreceptor connecting cilium; photoreceptor cell maintenance
Cellular component (GO): axoneme; photoreceptor distal connecting cilium; ciliary basal body
Source: RefSeq, a predicted model, not a curated record
GCAACCAGCAUGGCGACGGGGAAGCUUUGCUUAGCCCCUCAUCUGCUUAUAAGCUAGUAUUAGGAUGUUACCAUUACCCUACUUGAUUAUAUUACAGCGUUAAAAUGUUUACAGUUACGUACACUGUCGUUUUUGGAUGUACUCGAACUCUGCAGUCGGUGUCCCGGAAUAUUUCCGAGGAAAAUGGGAUACGCUAAGUGUAACAUUGUCAUGGAAUCGAGAAUAGGGAAUGUGUCACCUGGACUGGGGUGCAGCCCUGGUAUGAGAGGACAGACCUUGAAAAGUAGCCCUUUCUGCCCUCGCUCUUCCAGCAAGUUGACACAAUCCAUCAUUAAAGACCACAUGGUGUCUCAUUACAAAAAGGUUUACUCAGCUAAAGCCGCCAUUGAUGCCUCAGUACCCAAAAGCUUGAUACAUAGUGUAAAGUACAAUGACCAGAUCAGACAGGAUCGCUUGAGGAAAGGGGGUCGUCCUCAGUCAGCCCAUUCUCUCUCACAGAGGAACAGCAGAGCUUCCUGCUCUUCAGCCCAGAGUAGAUUAUCCAUGCAGUAUGAUGACAGCUCAUACCUCUACUCAAGGAGCUCCUUGGUCUCCAGCCCAAGGUUCGGCACCUCCUUUCAUGCUAAGGAGAUAGUUUAUCAGUCAGGUAAACCGGAUCGCUCCCAUCGCACUCGCCCAACUUCAGAAAUAAAGUACCGGAGCCCAGAGUCAUCUUUGCACAGAAAGCAGUCAGCGUGUUCUCUGGCAGCUUCGGGAGAUCAGAGUUGUUACAAGUCUUUCCAGGACCCUGUCCAGAAGACGUACAGUGGAGAUUUGCUCCAGAAACACUCACAGCACUUUACCCAAGACAAACCUUUCACUCCUAAGACCCUGAAAUCAGAUAAGAGUUCAUACCUAGAAAAAUAUCGCUACUACAGAGCACCGCAAAGGAAACCUACUCAGGACAGCACCAACUCAAAACUGAUGCGACAGGAGACAUAUCACGGAAGCACAAACACAAAGGAAUACACACAGGAAUUUGACGAGCCAUCUCAGGGAUUUAUUACAGAGCAUGAGUGGUCUGAAGAUGAGUUCAAUGGCACAUAUUUCUCAGCAUCUAGACAACAGAGUCAAAAAAACAAGAGCGGAGACCAUUAUUUCUUGGACUCCCCAUCCAGGAUCUCACUAGAAGGUGGGAAAUCUCCAAUAAUGAAGAAUGUAUCUGCAGAGGAAGAAGAAUUAAUGUACCUUGAAUUUAUUUCUGCUGUAACAGAGGAUAUCUUGUCCAUGGGGCACAUCUCUAGCAGGGUCCUAGACCGGGUGAUAAAGCGCCAUAUUGACAUGAAUCGGCAUCAGCUUGAUGUGGGUAAAAUGCGCCACCUGCUGGAAGUGCUGCGUAAAGAUUUUGAAGAGCCAAUCAACAUGUCCACCUCCAGUACAGUGCUUGAAAAAAAGGAGAAAGAUCUGUUUGAUUCUCUCCUGCCACAUCUGGAAUCGGGGGCGAAACAAGCGAAGACCAAAGAAGACAAUGACCUGUUCCCUUAUGCGUCACUGAUUAAAUACAGCCAUUCACCAGAUUACACUGAUGCCUUGUCAGUGUCUACACCCUUAAGGACCGCUUCGCCAACAAAAACAAACAAAAAGGAUGAGGAGAGUGACAAUCAGGAAGAGUGCACUGGCUCUCCUUGGCUCAGUGAGCAUGUUCCCGAUAAUACAGGAAACAGUGAAGAAGAUUUCCAACACAAUCAAACAGGCACAACUGCAACAAGCAAAGAAGUCAGUAAUGAAAACCAUGAAUACACCACUACAGCCAGUGAUGAAGGAUUUCAUCAGGACCAAGCUGAGAUCAGUUAUGAUGGACAGUCUAAAGAGCUUGAGGAUCUGGGAAGAAGUUUGUCAGAGUCACUUCAUGUGUCCAGCAGUACACACAACAAUGUGGAGACCAGCAAUGAGCAACAUAUAAAUGCAGGUGCCUCUGUCAGUGAUGAUGAGUUCUGAAGUUUGGCUGUAUUCAGGGUUUUAAAGUCCUUUUAUGGUUUUUGUUACCAGGCAAGUGUUGUCCCAGAGAUAAAUGUAAUAUUAGAAUUUUCUUAAAGUAUAGUUUUGUAAAAGUGAUUUAACACUGUUGUGUUUUCUGUAUUUUUACAAGACUUCACCAGUGAGUUGUUAUAUUUUCAUUCUGCUCCCCCCCCCCCCCAAUCCUUUUUACAAAAGCACAGUGAAGGUUUCACACAAAAAAAAGUUCUGCAAGCAUAUCAGAAACAUGUCUCAGUUGGGAAAUUGUAAAAUUAUGGAAACAUAUUUGAGUCAUAGCUGUUAAGCUGCAAUUCAUGUCCAAAGUCCUGCUCGAAACAUUUUUAAAAUUACUGCCCAGUGGUAACAAGUUUGAUUUGCAAACAAUAGUCCAUAGCACUGCACUGAUAUCACAUGUGGAAUUAGUGGCAUCAUUUAGUUUGAGUGGAUUGCAGAGUGUACCCAGUCAGUAUGAUGUAGCUGCAGUUAACAUUUUAAGAUUUCUAGAAAAACUGUUUUGUCAUAAAUAAACCUAUAAUUGUGUUUGACUUGACAUAUGCCUCUGACAUGUAGCUACUAGGAGCUGAUUGUCACCAGAAAGUGUCUUUACAAUUUGCAAUAAAUUUUCUAUUCUUCUGA